Messenger RNA from Ahaetulla prasina, 2023 nucleotides. RefSeq names its product T-cell surface glycoprotein CD4-like. Gene Ontology annotation, molecular function: protein tyrosine kinase binding; MHC class II protein binding. Bases 173 to 1552 code for a protein of 459 amino acids. The transcript has 10 exons. Gene Ontology annotation, cellular component: external side of plasma membrane; membrane raft. The record is from RefSeq and is a predicted model, not a curated record. Gene Ontology annotation, biological process: T cell activation; positive regulation of ERK1 and ERK2 cascade; interleukin-15-mediated signaling pathway. NCBI's taxonomy places the organism in Eukaryota, Metazoa, Chordata, Lepidosauria, Squamata, Colubridae.
GUUUCUUUGGUUUUGUUUUCUCUGCUUUUUCCCUCAGUUCUUGUUGUCUGUAGGUUAGAUGACAUCUGCGAAAGUUUCAUGCAAAAGGAAAGAACAGAGAAGAAAUAGAGAGACGGAGCAAGGAACUCAUUGCAGCUGUCAGUUGUCCAGGUGAAAAGGUGCAUUGGCGAAUAUGGUUUUAAACAGCAUUCUUGUUGCCUUUGUUCUUUACCUGGCUCUUCUAGGGGCAACUUUUUCCACAAGGGCUGAAAAGAUAAAUGUUGCUGCUGGUAAGCCUGUCUUCCUUCACUGUCGAAGUGAAACUGACAUGAAAACUCCAUCCAGCAUGGUUUGGAAAUAUAAUGGAAAAGGUCUGCUACAGAAAAUUCAAGGCCAAGUAUAUAAAGUUGAAAGGUCUGAAACAUACAUAUUGAAGGAUGAGGAGACUUUUACUAUAGAACUGCCAAAAGCAAAACCAGGGCAAUAUACCUGUGACGUGAAUGGAAUGCUGGUGGCUACUUAUGACGUUGAAGUGUGGACAGUUACUGGAUCUAAAAGUGGAUACCUCCUGCAAGGUGACACUUUAAAGCUGAGUCUGUCUCCUGUCAAAGAUACCAAGAUUGAAUGGUUUGAACCUCACAAGACCAAAGUAACAGGGAAUGAGCCACGAUGGAAACUGCAAAAGGAUAGCUUACACAUAUUAAACCUUACAAUUCAGGAGGAUAAUGGGAUAUGGGAAUGUCACAUCUCUCCUUAUAAGGUCAAACUCUCCUACAACGUCAAAGUAUUAGGUUUUUCCAAUCCACUGGAUGAGUUCCAGUUUGCCGCUAUCAACAGCACAAGCAUCCUUUCCUGUCCUUUGAAUGUUGACCUUCAAGAAAAUAGAGAUCUGGAGAUUCCAAAACUCCAGUCUUGGAAAUGGCUUAAGAAUAAUAUUAUCAUGAAGGACCAUAACAUAAGCAACAUCAAUCGCUCUUUCUCCGUCCAAGAAAUAGCCAAUGUCCAAUCUGAAGAUGCUGCGCAGUACCAAUGCCAUCUUGGAUUUAAACAUGGAAUUUUGUGUAAAACCAUCAACCUAAUAGUUGUGAAAGUCUCUGCUAUCCCUCCUGUGCUCAGAUCCAAAGAAGACAACGUGACCUUGUGUGGUCAUAUCAGUCCUUCUGCCCCUCCGCUGACUAAAUUGUGCUGGGUUUAUGUAAAUGACUCUACGAGUCAACCCAUUUGUGGCUCUCCCGUUUCAGAGAAUAAAUUCUGUCACGUAGCUACAACGGAAGGACUCUGGAGGUGUGAUUUCAAAGUGAACAACGAUGUGAAAAUCAGUAUUGACUAUAAUCUGGGUAAGUUCCAAGGAAAAUUCUCAAAUGAGACUAGUUUCUUACCGAUCAAAGAAGCCUCGGGAAUUGGCGCAAUGCUUCUGCUGUUAAUUCUUGUUGGAGUCUGUGUACCUACUUGUAAACGUAUUAAGCAGAAACAGCAACAAGCCAAGAGAAUGGCACAAAUUAAGCAACAUUUGCUUGCCAAGAGGACAUGCCAAUGUCAGAGGGACCUACCUAAUGAUUACUACCAUACCUGAAGGAGGGAAAGCAGAUGUUGAAAAAUCACUGGCCUGACCAUUUACAAUCAUUGACAAUGCACAGUAACAUGAAUUCAAACACCACUGGGUUGCCUUAACUUUCUAUCUGAUAUUCAUAGUGCUGUAAUAAUUUCGGCAAGUCUGUAUUUUGAAACUGUGGAGCUUGCAGAAAAUAUUGACCAAAAAGGGUAGUAAUUACUAGCAAUUGUUUCUAAAUUGUCUCUAAUAGCCGACUGCUCUUUGAACCGACUGCUCUUUGAACCAAUUCUACCCAUUGCAACUGUAAAUGAACAAAGAUGUGUUGUUUGUUUUUAAAAUUCCUGACCCAGAAAUUUGUUUGCAUUUAUUGUGUAGUUUGCAAUGUUUUCUGAGAGAAUAUUCUAUCAUUUAAAAAAGCAAUAUUUUAAAAUGUAUAUUAACAGCCAUGAUAUAAUUAUGAUGCUAAUAGCUUAAUGCAUUUCAAAGGACAAA